AACUCAAGCACAAGUAUGGGGCAUCUCUUUAUUACUACUGCGCUGCUUAGUGUAUUGGUGGCGACAGCCUGGUCGGCCAUUACCUUCAAUUUGAAGGAAGUCCACACGCAGGAGCAGCUGGUGGGGCAAUCUAGGCCCUUACCUGCGGCUAGAGGUGGGAAUAUCAUGGAUCCCAAUGCUCUGGCCAAGAACAAGUAUACGCCACCGGAGGAGAAGGACGCUCAGUUCUGGUAUGAUAUUGCCAAUGAGGAGAUUGCCAAACGUUUGGCCUUGCCGCAGGCCGACAAGAGGAAGGCCAAGAAUUUAAUUAUGUUCCUUGGCGAUGGAAUGUCGUUAACAACAAUCGCAGCUGCCAGAAUUCUGAAGGGUCAACUGAAGGGCAACACUGGAGAGGAGGAUGCCCUCAGCUUUGAGAAGUUCCCCUACACGGGAUUGAGUCGGACCUAUUGCUCCAAUGCUCAAGUGCCAGACUCUGCCUGCACUGCCACCGCCUAUCUGUGUGGCGUCAAGACCAACAUUGUCGCCCUGGGCAUCACGGCCAACGUGAACUUCAACAAUUGCAGCGGCAGUGAGGAUCCCGCCAAUCAAGUGAGCUCCAUUGCCGCCUGGGCUCAGGCAGCGGGCAAGGGCAGUGGAAUCGUGACAACGACAACUCUGACCCAUGCCAGUCCCUCGGGCGCCUAUGCACACUCCACCAAUCGGUUCUUUGAGUCCGACACGGACAUUGUUGCCUAUGGCGAGGAUCAGAACUUCCCCGAGUCCUGCACGGAUAUUGCCCAGCAGUUGAUUACCAAGGAGCCGGGCAAGAAUUUUGAUGUGAUGCUGGGCGGCGGCAUGGGCAAAUUUUUACCGAAAUCUAUCACGGAUAAAUUCGGCAAUCAGGGUGAACGGUCUGAUGGCGUCAAUCUGCUAUCCAGGUGGCAAUCAUUGCAUCCGGAUGGAGCUCUGGCCUACAAUCGCAAACAGCUGCUGAGCGUGAAUCCUAAGAACACGCCUCGAUUGAUUGGACUCUUCAAUUCUGGUGUCAUGGACUUCCACAAAUUGGCCGAUCCGGAAAAGCAGCCCACAUUGGAGGAGAUGACCAAAAAAGCCAUCGAGGUGGUCAGCCAGAAUCCCAAUGGCUACUUUCUGUUCAUCGAGGGUGGCCUCAUCGACUACGGUAAUCAUUUCAAUGUACCUCAGAUGGGACUUGACGAGGUGCACGAGCUAUCCAAGGCUGUCGAAACGGCGCUGGGCAUGACAAAUCCCAACGAAACUUUGAUUGUGGUCACCUCGGAUCAUGCCCAUCCGCUGUCCAUCUCUGGCUAUCCAGGUCGUGGUACAAAUAUUCUGGGGCUCAAUCAGCACGAUACCGAUGUCAAUGGCGUCAGGUAUGCCACCUUGAAUUAUGCCGUCGGUACCAAUCCGUAUCUGGAUGAGAAUGGCAAGCGCGUGCCGCUCGAGGAUAAAAUCGAUGAUCCCUCGUUCGUCUUUCCGAGUUAUAUAACUGGCAACAUCGGCGUGCAUUCCGGUGAUGACGUUGGCGUCUUUGCCACCGGUCCUCAGAGUCAUCUAUUCUCUGGUGUUAUGCAACAGCACACCAUACCCCAUCUCAUGGCCUAUGCCGGCUGCAUUGGCAAUGGACCCACUGUCUGCGAUAACUGAACCACUGAAACUAGGAAUGCUU
Messenger RNA from Drosophila arizonae, 1666 nucleotides. It is a transcript of the gene Alp7, whose product is annotated as Alkaline phosphatase 7. Gene Ontology annotation, molecular function: alkaline phosphatase activity. The record is from RefSeq and is a predicted model, not a curated record. Lineage: Eukaryota; Metazoa; Arthropoda; Insecta; Diptera; Drosophilidae. Gene Ontology annotation, biological process: dephosphorylation.